Messenger RNA from Lolium rigidum, 1413 nucleotides. Its product is annotated as F-box protein SKIP31-like. The record is from RefSeq and is a predicted model, not a curated record. Gene Ontology annotation, molecular function: protein binding. Lineage: Eukaryota; Viridiplantae; Streptophyta; Magnoliopsida; Poales; Poaceae.
GGCGAGCGCGAAACCGGCGCCGGCGGCAGCGACGAAGAAGAGGACGUCGACGUCGACGGCCUCGCCAGCUUCUUAGAGUUCGAGAUCCUCUGCGGAUCCAGCGACGAAGAUCCUCUCGACGAGCAGGAGGAAGGCGAGGAGGAGGAGAAGGAGAUGCCGGUGAUACAUGAUGCUAAGAAGGGUAAGAGGAAGUCGGACGGAGAUGGCAGCGGUAGCGGCAGCGAGGAUGAGCAUCAGAAGAGGGCGAGGAGGGAGAAGGGGAAAGGGAAGGCUUUGCCUGCAGAGCAUCCGCAGAUCGACACGGGCAUGUUCAUGAAUAUCCCCGUGGAGCUGUUCCUGCAGAUAUUCAAGUUCCUCUCUUCCGAGGACCUGAUUUCGUGCGCCCUCGUGUGCCGCUUCAUGAACGCCGCUGCAUCUGACGAAACCCUCUGGCGCCGUUUGUAUUGUAUGAGGUGGGGCCUGUCAUCUAAUGCCACCUCUAACGCUAAACUCAGGGACUGCGCUUGGAAGAACCUCUACAUUCAGCAAGACAGAGAAGAUAUGGUUGAAUUCGUCAGAUAUACACCUACCGAAUUCAAAGAGUACUAUAUCCAGAUGCAGGCCGCAAAAAGGAGUCAAGCUCCCCUUCCCUCAGAAGUCAACGACGACAAGAUUAUUCUUGAUAAGACAGUAGCUGAUAAGGUGUCUAGUUGGAAAAGCAGAAGAGGCCUUACUGAUGAUGCAGUCAAGGGGCAUUCUUGUUCAGGAAGUACUUGCUUGUACACCCAGAUUGGUGAUGCUUAUAUUUGUGAGAAGACUGGUCGUGUGCAUGUAUGCGAUGAUGCAUGUCGUGAAUUUGUCUUGGACCAAUCUAGUGGGUUACUUGUCUGUACUAUAUCCGGGCACUGCUUCGAGAGGUUUCUGUGUCCUGAUGAUGAAUGGGACACUUGUGAUACUGAUCAGCAGCAAGGUGGUGUGACUGAUGAAGCAGAGCCAUUCAUGGGAUCUGGACGAUUUGCUCGCGCUUACCAGUUGGGUUAUGACUGUGCCGAUGAGAAGGAACUCGAACAUGCCUUGCGAUUCUGCUGAUAUGCCCCUCAUGUUGGCUCUGUGACACCAAGUUUUUUGCUUGGCAAGGGUAAGUAAGCAGCAGAAAGCUUUGGACUACGUUUUACUUGCUUCCAAACACCGGGGAAAGUCUACACUUUGAGUGAAAACGCUGUUUGCUUCUUGGAUCAGUCGUUGUAGGUGUAGCUGAUGUGUUGUUGUAUAUUAGUAUCCUAAAUUAUCAAAGAUGUAUUCCCUAGUAAUAAAAUAAAUGCUUGACCACUUGUAAUCCUCACAACAGUAUCACGGAUGUGGUUGAGGCAUGUAAUAACUUGUAUUUUUUUUAUUUGGCAUAGUAGAAAGCAGGAAGUGUUUCACUUUCUGGUA